AAGGGGCAGGUGCCUCGGAGAGGAUGCGUGGGAUGAAUUGAUUCAGGGAAAUCAGAACAAAUGCUUUCACCAAACAGGCGAAACCUGAAGGUCUGGGUUCAGAGCCUCAGAUCUUACACUGGCAGCACACGGGGACACAGCAGCUGGACUGACAGCAGCAGGGCUUGCAGCAGCUGGACUGGCAGCAGCAGGGUUUGCAGCAGCUGGACUGGCAGCAGGAUCCACAGCCUGAGGAGCAGCAGCAGGGCUUACAACAACUGCACUGGGAGCAGCCACAAGAACCACAGGCCCCCUUGGAGCCCCCACAAGAACCACAGCCCCCCUUGGAGCCCCCACAGGAGCCACAGCCCCCCUUGGAGCCCCCACAGGAGCCACAGCCCCCCUUGGAGCCCCCACAAGAGCCACAGGCCCCCUUGGAGCCCCCACAGGAGCCACAGCUGGAGCAGGAACAGGCUGGCACACAGCAGCACACGGGCUUGCAGCAGCAGACAGGCACACAGCAGCUGGAGCCACAGCCCCCACAGCCAGAGCCACAGUCCCCACAGCCAGAGCCACAGCCUCCAGAGCAGCCACAGCAGCCCAUGGUUCUGGUGGAUUGAGGGUGGAGUAGGUAGAGGAGCAGGUGACAGGGAGGUGCAGGUGUGGAGCUCCCUGAGCCGGGGCCCUUUAUAUACCUGUCCAGAUGUCAGGCAGGACACAGGGUCCCUUUCUUGUGACUGUUCACAUUAUUUUUCCAGAGCUCUGUUUUUUUCCUUUUUGCUAGCGACUUCCUCCUGGCUCAGUUGA
Messenger RNA from Symphalangus syndactylus (siamang), 786 nucleotides. RefSeq lists its product as uncharacterized. The record is from RefSeq and is a predicted model, not a curated record. NCBI's taxonomy places the organism in Eukaryota, Metazoa, Chordata, Mammalia, Primates, Hylobatidae.